AUGGAAGAUGAGGUGGCAACCUUGCUCGCAAAUCUCAGCCAGCUGCCUCCAAAUGGAUACUUGAUCCCAAAUCCAACUCCUGCUCCUGAGCAAGCCACUAGGGAUGAUAUCGCUCCGCUGCUGUCUGAAGCUAUCUCAGAACUUCAAGCUUCGCAGCAGCGACGGGUGCGACCUCCUCCUCAGGAAGGCUAUACGACAAAGGGUACCGCUCGUAAGAGACAAGCUCUCGCUUGUGAACGUUGUCGAAUCAAGAAGAGGAAAUGUGAUGGAGUGAAACCUGUCUGUGGAAACUGUACAAAGGCUCGCAACAAGUUCGAUAAUAUAUGCACCUAUCCCGAACAUCCGCGACGAAAAGGCCCAAGGAGUGGGUAUCGUGACGCGCUUCUCCAGCGCUUAGAUGAAAUAACAGGCUUAUUGAAAACUGAGAAUGGUCAAAACAGUGCUAGUGGGGAAAAUAGUCAAGACGAGAAUGACAUGGAUGAAGACUCUGAACAGGAUAGGUCUAUGGCCGGUCCAUCUUAUACUAUGCAUCAACAAUAUGAAACCAUGCCAGAUAUGACGUAUUAUGAGCCCUACCAAAUUCUUCCACCUUCAACUCCAUCUCAGCUAUAUCCGAUAUCACCAGGCUCAUCAGGAUCAUCUGAAGAAGAAGUCAAACAAUCAGAAUCUCCUCCUUCACAACCACCGGUUUCGCAACACGAACCGCUAGUGAAUCAAGCAUCGUAUCCAAACGUAGUGAGUCCUGGAACCUCUGCCAUCCUGCAUCUUGAAUCUAUGCUAUUCGAAGAGCAAACGUCUAUGGUAGUACGAGGCUCCACUCCUUCAGAUGGUCCGAUUCUUGAAUUUCCAUUCGGAAAUUUAUUCUCAGACUUCUUUGUGCCUGGGCAUCAACCAUUUGGCAAUCAGCCCAUCAUCACUCAGAUAGACUUGGAACCGAUGUCACCAUUAAGGAUGUCUAUGUCUCCACCUCCUGUAUCUAACGACGAUGAUCUGAAGUCUCACCUUAUUGCCGUAUACUUCACAUUUGUUGCGACAACGACGCCGGUACUACACGAGCCUACAUUCUUUGCAAACUGGAAGCCUGUCAAUCGCCACCCAGAUUAUUUAUUGAACGCGAUGUAUGCUUUAGCUGCUAAAUUCUCACUGCAUCCGGAAUUGUACAAGGAACCAUAUGGAAAUCCCAAGAAAGCAAGCCAAAUGUUUGCAACACUCGCCAGUGAUGCUUUGCAGGACGCUCAUUCGUCUGAAUCAUUACCAGCUGCUGAAGCCUGCUCACUGUUGGCCUCAACCAGUUAUGGCGACGGCAAUGGAAACGACGCUCUCGCGUGGAUUAUGACUGCAGUGCGAAUGGCUCAGAAGAUGUUAGUAGACAGGAACGAUACAGAUACUAUAACAUCAGCGACACGGUUGGUUGGCUGGCAGUCGUUGGAUUUAUCACCCUCAGAAAGGGAAAUUAGACGUCGAAUAUGGGCUAUGCUCUUACGUGUAGACACGUACUCAACCAUGGGGAGUGGCUUCCCUCCACUGAUUUAUGAAGGUGACUAUACAUAUCUGCUCGAGAGUGGACCAAGGACCGCAUCAUCCAUGUCAGUGAUCAGUAGUAGUCAAUCUGCUACUUUGGCUGGCUUUGAACUCUGGCAAAAGGUUGUGCACGAAGAUCCAAAGCACACAAUAUGGGAUAAUGUACGUGGAGCUCCUAAGGCAACAAACCCAUGGGUUGAAUAUGCUCCUCGACGCGAAGCAGCAGAAAUGGCACACAUCCAAAUUGCAAUGAUAUUACGACGAGUCUACCGACAUGUAUUUAGUGAGAAACGACGAGGAAAUUUUCAAAAUCCAGGAGUUUUGUCAGUAGUUUCUAUUUUUCCUGCAGAAUCAGAUACGAGAACAAUUCAUGAUGCCAUGAUCGAAUUGUAUGCCAGUCUUCCAAGUGAUAUCAAACCUUUCGAUUCAUUCGCUGAUUUUUGUGAUGGAGUACCAGCUGCCAUAGCAGGAAAUGCAACUGCAGCAGCAUCAGUCGCCCCUGGAAUAAUUCUCGAGUUCUUAUGGGGAGUAUCAACACUACAUCUUGACCACGUCGACCACCCGGAGCGGGUAUUCAAAACUCGUCUAGGUGAACGACCUCUGCGAGUAUCGUCGAGAGAUAUGGUGAUCCUCGCAGAACGUGCCGCUCGCUUCAUCGUCACAUCGAUAUAUAAAAGUAGCGGAAUCGCUAUCCCUCCGUUCUCGACUCGUGAACCAUCAACUGGAGGUAUCGAUACGUCCGCUCCGCCUGCAUCAUGGUGUAUAGUCCGCAGCCCGAUGUUUUCAUGCUGUAUGUUUUCUAUAUAUGGUGGUGUAUUGAGUGCUCUUGCGGUGCCCUCACAUAUCGUCUCCUCAUCUAUACUGCGUCCUGGAGAUCAGUUGCAAAAGGAAGAAACGUUGAGAGUGCUUGAGGCUUGUCAAAGAACAGCAAUACCUGUCAUGGAAGCCACAGGAAGAAUUUGGCCAAUUUCUGCAAUGUAUUCAAGUCGUUUACGAAAGAUUGUCGAGGCUGUCGCACUCAAAAUUAUAGGAAUCGCAACACAGCAACCUGUAGAUGGUGUUGUGAGACCUCCUACGGUGGCUUCAACAAUGGAAAUCUCUCAACAUGAUGGUGGAAUUGUGGGCCAGAAAAAUUCGAUCUGUCAGUGA
Molecule: messenger RNA, 2670 nt
Organism: Synchytrium microbalum
Lineage: Eukaryota; Fungi; Chytridiomycota; Chytridiomycetes; Synchytriales; Synchytriaceae
Exons: 12
Coding region: 1-2670 (889 amino acids)
Biological process (GO): DNA-templated transcription; regulation of DNA-templated transcription
Cellular component (GO): nucleus
Molecular function (GO): DNA-binding transcription factor activity, RNA polymerase II-specific; DNA binding; zinc ion binding
Source: RefSeq, a predicted model, not a curated record